Molecule: messenger RNA, 858 nt
Organism: Aspergillus steynii IBT 23096
Lineage: Eukaryota; Fungi; Ascomycota; Eurotiomycetes; Eurotiales; Aspergillaceae
Product: RTA1 domain-containing protein
Exons: 3
Coding region: 1-858 (285 amino acids)
Cellular component (GO): fungal-type vacuole; plasma membrane
Source: RefSeq, a predicted model, not a curated record
AUGCAUUCAUGCACUCCCGAGCUUGCAUACAUUGAAUAUCUACCAUCUAUCGGUGGAAAUGCGUUUUUCUUAGCCCUUUUUUCAAUUCUUCUACUCAUGCAAAUGAUCUUAAUAUACUAUCGCGCGUGGGCCUUUUCUUCAACCAUGGUAUGCGGUCUUAUACUCGAGAUACUAGGAUACAUCGGACGGAUCAAACUGCACAAUGACCCCUGCCAAUUUACAGAUUUUCUACUCUACCUCGUUUGUCUUACAAUCGGACCGGCCUUCUUCGGAGCUGCGAUCUACCUCUGUCUAGGACGAAUCAUCAUCAUCCAUGAGGGUGAAGACGUAUCCCGCCUCAGACCCCGAUCUUACACAAUCGUAUUCGUGACCUGUGAUGUGAUCUCAUUGAUUCUGCAAGCAGCCGGCGGCGCCAUCACAUCUUCUGCAACUGACAAUGCAGUUCGUGACAUGGGCGUCAAGGUCAUGAUAGCAGGCCUCGCAUUCCAAGUAGCCGCGUUGGGUCUUUUCAUGGCUUUUGGGGUUGAUUUUGCAGUCAGGUCCAAUGCGCGAUUUGUGAGAUUUCGGCCGACUGAACCGCGCAAGACGCCCAACCCAGAAUUUGUCGCUAUAAGAGCUGGCAAGAAGUGGAAGUUGUUUCUAAUUGGCAUCUCUACCGCCACUGUCACUAUUUUUAUUCGAUCUUUCUUCCGGGUGUUCGAGCUCAAUGGUGGUUUUCAUAGUCGACUGGCUAACAAUGAACCUGCUUUAAUGGUCCUUGAUGGAGCUAUGGUGUCGGUUGCGUGUCUCUGGCUGACAGUAAUGCACCCUGGAGUGGUCAUGGCAAGACGGUGGAAUACUGUGAAAUCAGGGAAAUAA